Messenger RNA from Anopheles stephensi (Asian malaria mosquito), 5315 nucleotides. RefSeq names its product serine/threonine-protein kinase grp (gene grp). Gene Ontology annotation, cellular component: cytoplasm. The transcript has 7 exons. Gene Ontology annotation, biological process: protein phosphorylation; microtubule cytoskeleton organization; DNA damage checkpoint signaling. Gene Ontology annotation, molecular function: ATP binding; tau-protein kinase activity; protein serine/threonine kinase activity. Bases 2963 to 4537 code for a protein of 524 amino acids. Lineage: Eukaryota; Metazoa; Arthropoda; Insecta; Diptera; Culicidae. The record is from RefSeq and is a predicted model, not a curated record.
UUCUUUUCCCGUGCAGUGCAGACGUUGGUAGUGCCCCGUGUGUGUGCGCGCGUGCGUUCUUAGUUUUCGGUGUGCCCUCAACUCAGCAAGGAGGAAGGCAAAGUUUUUGAACAAUUCAUAACCUCCCAAAUUGCUUGAAGAGCUGCGUGCAUAUUAAUUACUGCGGACGGCGACGAUGGCAGCAUGUUGCAAAGUGAAGAACAACAGUGAUGGCGGCGUCGGUGGCUACUGCAAAUGGUGCUCCGGUGCAUGGUACUGUUGCGGCGGCGGCCAUCAUCGCUGUUCUGCACGGUUAGUUGGAAAAUGGGUGCUACCCGGCAUAAAAUAAUAGGAACUGUAGCUAAGACCAGUAGCAGCAGCAGCUAUCUAUCGCGUUUGAUUAGCACCCCUUGCUGCGGUUCGCCCUUCCUCAGAUGCGCACUAGGCCGGGUAAUCUUUCUAAGACCCGCAUCCAGCAGCAGCAGCAGUUAGGCAGGAAAAAGAAGCUCCCGGGUCGAAAAAACAUAAUGGCGUGUGAGAGCAGAGUUGUAAUGAUGAUAGAAGCCGGUAGCUCUUAAAUCACGUUGCAAAGAUUCGGAACACCGUAUGGGAGCGUGUGCAUUGGUGUGUGCGUGUGUGUGCGCACGCGGAGAAAAUGUAAUUAGGAGUCAAAUGUCGGUAAAAGUAUAUGGAGUCGUCAGACGUUCAAUAUCACCGACGCCGCCGCCGCCUACCUUGCGAAUUUUGAAAUGGAACUAAACUAGGAGGCAAAGGUGUUCCCUAUUUUCGCCUGUGUGUGUGUGUGGUUAAAAUGACAGUGUGUGCGCGUGGUUCAGUUGUGUCUGGAUUGUGGUAAAAUUUCGGAAAAGACUCCCAGAAAACAGUUUUCAUGGCUGUCUCUGGGAUUGAUCUCGACCUCGCGAAGAGAGCGCGUGUGCCUCUAGGAAAGGAGCAACAGCGUGAAGUUCAAACUUAUUUGGGCUCACACGGCAAGGCUACUUGGAAACACUCUCUACUCGACUAUCAUGGCUACUUGGCUGGGGAUGGGUGUUGGAUGAAGUUGGUUAUGAAGCCCUACACCAUGUGAAUUGGACGUUCGUUGGAUUUUCAGAACAUCGGCCUGCGGCACCCCUCACAAUCACCACAACAACACACCGAUCGAUUGUUCCUUGGCGGGCACGUCUCGGCAUCUAGGAAAUGAGACAAGUGCGAUAAGCAACGAAGACUAAGCGCGAAUGUAAUUCUCGAGUCAAGCGAAAGCAGGAAACGCGGCCGAGAGUUGCCGUGUCCUUAUCGGUCGAUUUGUGCCUGCGCCGCGAUCCCUUUUGCCACAGAGUCCCGGACCGUCCGAGUGUGUGAAGAAGGGGGAGUGAGGGGAGCUGAAGCUGGUAAGGAUUUUUCAUCACCCGCAACCAAAAACCAUCGAUCCCACCUCUCUUUUGUGUGCCGUUGUUAACGAGGAAUUUUCAUCCACCUCUCUCUACCCUAAUGCCGUGGCAAUAAAGGAAGGAGGCUAUAUCGCUAAGAGAGCGAGAGCCGUCACACCAAUCCUGGCAACAUCUGUUUCCGUGGUGGGCCCCCUCCAAGAAAGGAGAGAAGAAAGGUGAGCUGAAAACGGGGCUAAUGGACGACGACAUCGAACUAUUCGCAGUAAAUUCGCCGUUUUCAUAAGCAAACCCCCAUACCGCCGCACCAUAAAUCAGCAGCAAGUGGGCAGGCAGAGGUCGAUGUUGGCGAAGAACAAUUAUCCUCCAAUCUACUAUAAGCGGCAUCCUUCCCGUGUCGGAGAGUCUCUCCGAUGAUGAGUCCUCGAUAUCAUGAUGUUGCGCUAAUUCUCCAGUAGAGGUUCUCUGGCGAAUACAUCAAGAGGAGGAUCCUGUGGGGCGGCUGCGGGAUAUCAUCCUGCGUUUGACAGCAAAUUAUUCACACGCCCACGCAAAAUUGCGAGCGCGAGAGAUAACAGCAGCGCGCGAGAGUGGCCAAGCAAACGGGAGAGAGAGAGAGAGAGAGCCCAGACACGCGGGGACGCAGCAGUCGGAGACUUGCCGCCGCUAUCUUCUAUCAUUGUCGCAUGCCGCGCCGUCUGUAAGUGAUGAGCUCGAUUUGUUGAAGGUGGUGAGCACCACGAAAGGACGAAGUGUUCAAGCGCGCGCGACACGUGAACACAAGAUUGGCGCGGAAGGCAAGGUGAAAGCAGCUAGCAGAAAGAGAGCGAGAGAGAGAGAGAGGUGUGUGUGCUCUGCGCAUCGCCGCUUCGUAAAACGACGGGAGUCUGGAUCUGAAUGUGCUUCAUCGCGCGUCAGUUCGUUUACCGAAGGUCAAACAGAGUCUGUGCUGCUGCUGCUGCCUAGCUUUGAACUUCCCUGCCAAGAAGGAACCAGUUACAUUAAGGCACACACUGGUGAGCCUGGAACAACGCGUUAAUCAAUAUUAAAAUACACCAUCAACCGCUAGAUGACUCACAGAUACACCGAGGCAAAGAGAGAGACUUUCGGUCUUACACAGAAAAAGGUGCAGAAGUGUGGAGCUUGUGGUGCCGUAUUUGUCAUCGGCUCAAAAUCGGUUCGAUUGAUCCUUCCUACCGUGUAUGUGUGUGUGUUUGUGUGGCUCGCUGCCAAACGGCCAUCGAAAGCAUCACAAACCAAUUAAGAUCUGGCCUCUUUCUCUCUGCUUGAGAAUAUUGGUUGAUUGGUGCCGAUGUCCUAAAAGGGCCAAGUGUCCGACGAAGCCACCAGGGGGGAUAGUUGGAUUUUAUUUUUGUCCCCCACCGGAGUGAUGAUAAUAUUGGAAUCGUUGCCAAAUCGCGAUAGAAUCGUACCAGCCAGACGGAAAAAAUCUAGGCGCGGCGGUGGCGUGUAUGGGGAAACACACCGACAGACCACCUACAACGACGACGAGCGACGAGAGACGGCGGUUAGGGAAGGUGUGAAUGUUCAAAGUGCCGUAGCUGCUGGGCGAAGCAGAUAGAAGAGAGAGGACAACGAUGGCCUCAUCACAGACCACCACCACCACCACCGGUGCCGCCGCUGCUGCUGGACUGCGGGAGUUUGUCGAAGGAUGGACAUUGGCGCAAACGCUCGGCGAGGGAGCUUAUGGCGAAGUGAAGCUGCUCAUAAACCGACAGUCGGGCGAGGCGGUGGCGAUGAAGAUGGUGGAUCUGAAGAAGCAUCCGGACGCUGAAAGCUCGGUCAAGAAGGAGGUGUGUAUACAGAAGAUUCUGCAGCACCAAAACAUCUUGAAGUUUUUCGGCAAACGGACGCAGGGCGACAUCGAGUACAUCUUUCUCGAGUAUGCUGCCGGUGGUGAGCUGUUCGAUCGGAUAGAGCCGGACGUUGGAAUGCCACUGCCGGAAGCGCAGCGGUACUUCAAUCAACUGCUGGCCGGUGUCGAUUAUCUGCAUACCCGCGGCGUGGCGCACCGUGAUCUGAAGCCCGAGAAUUUGCUGCUGGACGAGCAUGACAAUGUGAAGAUAUCGGAUUUCGGGAUGGCCACCAUGUUUAGAAUGAAGGGCCGAGAACGGUUGUUGGAUAAAAAGUGUGGCACACUACCGUACGUGGCGCCCGAGGUGCUGGUAAAACCGUACCGAGCGACACCGGCCGAUCUGUGGUCCUGCGGCAUCAUCCUCGUUACCAUGCUAGCCGGAGAACUGCCCUGGGAUCAACCAUCGUCCGGGUGUGCGGAGUAUCUCUGCUGGAAGGAGAACAAGUACACUACCUCAACGCCCUGGUGCAAGCUGGACACGCUCACGCUCUCGCUGCUGCGAAAGAUCCUGGUGGCGAACCCGGCCCAAAGGCUAACGCUGGACAAGCUGCAGGACCACAAAUGGUGCCAGACACAGUUCCACCUGCAAGGCAUUGCCGAUAUAGGCGGCAACAACGGUGGUGGCGGUUUGGGCGGCGGUGUUGUUGUCCAUCACGGCACGGCUGCUGCCGGUGGGGGCGAUGUGAUCGAUGGGCGGCCGUCACCACGCGCGAAGCGGCUUUGCUCGAAUCAGAACAUUUCCAGCCCGCUGGAUGAUUCCACUUCCCGCAUGUGCCAGUCGCAACCGGUGCCGGUGAUUGUGCACACCGAGGUGAACGGUGUCGAGGAAGCGAUCGAGGCGCGGAACGGGUUCUGCUUCUCCCAGCCCACCAUGCUGGACGAUCUCAUCCUCUGCACGCAGCUCAACCCCACGCAGAGCGUCGGCACGCAGCAGCAGCAGCAGCAAAACCCCUUCCAGCGGCUGGUGCGCCGCAUGACGCGCUUCUUCGUCUCGACGCGGUGCGACGAAACGUUGAAGCGUCUGUCGUCGGCGCUGGAGAAGCUCGGCUACAGCUGGAAAUCGAACGACGAGGGCGUGAUCACGAUAUCGACGAUCGAUCGGCGUAAGCUGCAGCUCAUCUUUAAGGCCAACAUUGUGGAGAUGGACGGGAAGAUACUGUGCGACUUCCGGCUGUCGAAGGGUUGCGGGCUGGAGUUCAAGCGGCGAUUCAUUAGGAUUAAGCAGUGUCUGGCGGAUAUCGUGAUGAAGGGACCGGUUACGUGGCCGAUCGCAAUCGCGACCAACUCUGUGCCUUAGGAAGGGAGGGAUUUUUUUUUAAAGGACGAUAGAGAGAGAGAGGGAGAGAGAGAGAUUGUGUACAGUAGGGGACGAAAGACAUUGUUUUCUUCCUUUUUUUUUAUAUACAACCGAAUAGAGAGGAUGAUGAGGUGGGGGAAAACUGUUGUUAAGCUUCCGAACGCGGAAUCUCGCACUCGAUUGUGUGAAAUUGUGACAUGAGUAUGAAACAGAAAGUGUUCAGAAGAAGAAAGUUGGUGUGUAUUGAGAGAUACGCUCUGUGAGCGCAAUAACAUGUCCUCAAGCUUGUGCCAAACUUCUAAGCUAUGUUUGUGUGUGUGGAUUUUGGAGACGAGACAAUUAACUUGAGGACUGUUACCAAGGAUCGCUUAUAUAUUGACAGGUGAAGAACCAAUCGAAUGACUAACCCAUCCCCCACCCCGACCCGUCGUUCCAGCUAUUAUCGGCGGGUCGGGUGUCCGUUAUACAGUAAGGUGUUGAAAAGUAUUUCAUGUUACAUGACACAGCGAGAAGAACAAGGUGGUGGUGGUGUGGUGUAUGUUGUGGCAGAAUUUAUGUACACAAACACACACACUAAUAAUCGCCUUUUUGAUAAUUCCUAUUUUAAACGAACUUACUGAAUAUACACAGCACAAGCAAGACGUGGAGCACGGUGUGUAUGCGCUUUCUGUUUUGCAAAUGUUUUGUACUAUCUCCUAGAGCUUCCUUCCAGGUUUUACAUCCACACUCACAGAUACAAAUCACAAAACGUUUAUAAAAAAAGCGCAAGCGAGAACGA